Molecule: messenger RNA, 1371 nt
Organism: Acaulospora morrowiae
Lineage: Eukaryota; Fungi; Glomeromycota; Glomeromycetes; Diversisporales; Acaulosporaceae
Source: the annotation of a GenBank genome assembly
AUGGAAAACAUCGAAAACACCACCAACGAGAGCAAUCAUUAUUCUUUUGAAAGGUGGUUUAAUCAGCCAUAUUCUUUCAGUCAAUACUUCCCGUAUGUAAAAUUUGCACAUAAUAUUCUCCACCCUCUCGAGGAAACAGGCUACAUGCAUGUUUCCUUAAAGGACCUCGAGCAAAUCAAGGUCUACAUACAAAAGUUAUGCUUCGCGUUGGAAUUUGGAAAAAAUGCCACCACCACUCGUUCACGAGAGUUUCUUCCUAAAGGAUUUAACGUGUCGCGAUUUAAUUCUCCGCAAAAAACUUCUCAUCAAUUGAAUAUCCACAACUCACCCAAUGAACGCGAUCACGUCGACUUUAAAACCGCUCAAUCCGAAUCCCUUUUGGGAUUUCUCAUUGCUCAACUAUUGGAUCAAGUAGAUUUUGUGUCCAAAUAUUGGCAAUUCAAAAUUUACGAAGACGCAAAGUACAAGGCGGACGCUGUCUCGGAGACUCUUAGCGUAAAUCACGAAAAUUCGGUUUUUUUACAUUCGAUGCCCGAAUUCAUUUCACGUCCGGAAAACACAUUGCAAUGGUUGAAAAGAUUUAAUAGGAAAUCAAUAUUUAGAUCGAUUGUUGAAGAGGAAAUUGCCAUAAUUUACAAUUUGGGCGAUAGAUUUGAACAUAUAGUCACACUACAAUCCUAUUUAAGGAGUGAGAUCAAUCCUUUCAAACAAUUCACGAACGGCAAAAGAAAACAAUUGACUCCCGAAGAUGCCAACAUAUGGAUCAUCAUGACAUAUAUGACAAUGAAACUUUUAGAGAAGAUUGUAUACCCCAAAAAUGAUCACAUCUUUAAAAGACAGAAAUCUACAGAUUCAUUCAUCCGAGAACACUUUGUUCGGGACCUAGAAGAACUUUUGGCAACGUGCAAAGAAUUCACCUUAGAUGAACGGUGGAUAAAAUCAGAAGAUUCUGAAGUCGAGAGUGAAGAACAAGAAACUACCGAUUCGAAAGACGACAGUGAAUCAGAGCAAAAUCAAAAUCUGACAUCAUUUUUCCUGUACUGCAUCAUUAUAAUAUUUUUCUAUUGUUUCCCAGUAUCGGUGAAUUUCUCCAACAACUUAACCACUGGUAUCGAAUUGGCAAAGAUCUUUAUGCUUGGAAUUCACACAUUUCGGAUGAGUUACGCAUUCAAACUUAGCAAUACCCUAACAAAGUGUUUAGUUAUCAACGUCGACUCAGGGUUCCUGAGAUAUAAUAAUCACCUUAGAAUAUUCUCGAAAUUUGUAGUAUCAAUAUUAGGAAUCGGUUUCGCAUUUGUUGUAGUGAUAUUAGGGAUUGGUGCCGCAUUUCAUUAUUUCCACGACGACCCUGAACCGCUAUCUUUAAUUUAG